AGGAGUUUCCGUAUUGUGGGUGUGUAAUGAUUCAGAACGCACAGCGACCUUUCACACACUUCCCGGUGUGCUGCUUCCUGCUUUCACAUUCACAGAAGCUUAUACUUUACAUACGAGAGUCGGAUUUAUACUGCUACACCCUACACCACAGUUCGGGAUGUUCUCUAGUCUGGCUCGCUGUGCCUCCAAAGCGGCUCUGCAUGUGCUGAAAGGAGCUAGUCGUCCCUCCAAGAUAGCAAAAGUGCCUUGUUUUUGGCAUCAGACACUGGCAGCGGUUCCACUACCCACUGUUGGAGGGAGUGCAGUGGUUAGACAUGCUCAAGUACUAGACCGAAAGAGGCUUCUGCAGCUGGAGUGGGAUGAUGGUAGCUAUAGUUUUUAUCCAUUUACCUGGCUCAGGGAUAACUGCCAGUGCCCUCUGUGCAUGCUGCAGUCAGCACAAGCACGGAGUCUCCUCCUCACUGACCUGGAUGUGCAUACUGGAAUGGACCACGUGCAAAUAACUGAGAAUAACAAGGUCUCUGUCAUAUGGCCAGAUCAACACAGCAGUGAGUUUGAACCUGAGUGGUUAAAGAAAAGAUGCUUCUCAUCCGAGGCAAGACAAGCGCGGCAGGAGGAACUGUUUCUAAAUGAGCGUGAAUUCUGGGACUCUGGUCUGCGGAUUCCCAUGGCAGAUUUUGAGGAGGUUCUCAAUGAUGAUAAGGCUGCUCUGGCCUGGCUGACAGCCCUAAGGCGUGUCGGGAUUGUGUAUCUGAAGGGGGCGCCAGCAGAGCAGGGCCAGGUGGCAAGACUCGGUCAGAGAAUUGGAUACCUCAGACUUACAUUCUAUGGACACACAUGGCAAGUGCAAGACAAGCCCAUGGCCAACAACGUAGCGUAUACCUCAGGCAAGCUGAGCCUGCACACCGACUAUCCUGCUUUGCAUCAUCCUCCUGGGGUGCAGUUCCUACACUGUCUGCAGCAGGCCGAGCAUGGUGGCGAGAGCGAGGUAGUGGACGGCUUCCACAUGGCCGAGCUGCUCAGGAGAGAGAACCCAGAGGCUUUUAACACACUGUCAUCCCUCUACAUCGACUACACAGACAUCGGCUCAGACUACUGCGACUUCAGCGUGCAGUCCAAGAACCGCAUUAUAGAUGUGGACAGUGAUGGCCGUGUUGUGAGGAUAAAUUAUAACAAUGCAACCCGAGACUCUGUCCUGGAUCUGCCACUCGAUCAGGUGCAGCCUUUCUACUCCUCCCUGAAGAGCUUUGUGGAGCUGAUGAACCAGCCAGAGAACCUGGUCACUUACAGGAUGGAGCCAGGUGACCUGGUGACCUUUGAUAACUGGCGUCUGCUGCACGGUCGGAGGUUUUACACAUCUGGCGGCAGGACACUAAGACAUUUAGAGGGAGCUUACCUGAACUGGGAUGAAGUCAUGUCCCGUCUGCGCAUCCUCCGAAAAACUGUCAACGGAGACAGAUAGAGAUUCCUUUAGCUUUAUCUGAAGCUCAUGUACUGUCAGUAAAUUAAGCUUGCAGCUAAACCGCUUAGUCAUCUUCAGUGUGAGAUUUAGCAAAUUAUUUUUGCAACUUGGGUCUUAAUGUUGUAUUCCAGUGUGAUCUUCUGGUAAAAAAAAAAGUGUUAAUCACCAAAUUUCUAAUUCACUUAAAUUGAAAAACCACACAACACCGUGGAUGUGAAGCUAACGUUCUCACAGCUAAGACAAAACGGAACACCCAAGAGGUCACUGUGUGGAAUCUGUCAACACUUUUGCUAAAAUUCUUUAAUGACAUUUUAAUCCUUGGUCAUAAACUUUGUCAAACAAGUUGCCAAGUUCUUAUUUAAUAAUUCAAGUGGCUUAAUGACACUAAAUAAUUAUUUUCCCUGAAUUUUAUUUAAAUGGUUUAUUACAGCAUGUCUCUGCUGAACAGUGUGGCUCAUCAAGACUUGCCAGCAAAUGCAGACUUUGAACUAGUCGUAUAUAUUUAUAUAUCAGGAUGUCUGUGUGACAGGAUAUUUGUGUUUUUACAUUUUAUUGUUUGCACCUUUAUUUUUGCUUCAGUCUCAACCUCAGUUCACAUGGUACCUGGAAUGUCACGUUAACCACCUGGUGGAAAAUGAUUAAUAUAACGUAAAUAUUCUUGUGUCUUUAAGUUAUAUAGAAUGCAGGGUUUAUUUUUUCAUAAAUAGUUUUAUAAAAUCUGCACAUACAAUGCAUAAACAUUUCUCUUGCUGCUGUUCUAUUUAUGUUAUUUAUGUUUAAUGUGAUGUAACUGCUUUUAUCCAUUCAGAGGAGAGAGGUCCUUGUAAUUAGGUUAGAAAAUCAGCACAAAACAUCUAACAUUUUUUUCAGGUAUUAUGUUAUACUGUAUGUAAUUAAGAAAGGACUUCUUUUUUUUGCCAGCAUUGGUGUCUUAGUGUCUUAUGUGCAUGUUUAUGUACACUCUGUAUCCAGAACUUUUCAGGAAGGUAUCAGCGGUGCUACUAAUAAACUCAUUUUAUCAUACUUUUAAAAAUAAAGCUUCUCAAAAGCA
Messenger RNA from Tachysurus vachellii, 2513 nucleotides. RefSeq names its product butyrobetaine (gamma), 2-oxoglutarate dioxygenase (gamma-butyrobetaine hydroxylase) 1 (gene bbox1). Gene Ontology annotation, molecular function: iron ion binding; gamma-butyrobetaine dioxygenase activity. Gene Ontology annotation, cellular component: mitochondrion. The coding region runs from base 158 to 1462 and encodes 434 amino acids. Gene Ontology annotation, biological process: carnitine biosynthetic process. The record is from RefSeq and is a predicted model, not a curated record. Lineage: Eukaryota; Metazoa; Chordata; Actinopteri; Siluriformes; Bagridae. The transcript has 8 exons.